AUGGCUCAUCGAAAUACCGGUUCCUACAGUAUGCACCAAAUGAGGGAGGAUCACAGACAUCAACUUCUCGAUGUCAACGAAUUUUUGAAAAAGAAAGUAGUCAGAAACUCGCGAGAAUAUCUAAAGCAUCCAAAACCGCCAGAGCCGCAGUGCCACGAUGUACUCGAUUUAACGAAGCUUCUUGAAAGAACCAUCAAUGCGUCUAGUAGGAUUAUUGAUAGUGCACUUGGUCGUAAGCGUACAGCACUUGAUUUGUUACGUGAUCGUUCCCCUUUUCCGGACAACUACACUUUCUCGGCUCAUUACGGGCGCCCUCAGCCUUAUUCCCCGUUGAGUAAUCAUGAUCACGCCACAGAAGUUGAUCUCGAAUGGCUCUUUGCAAUCUUCAACACCAUUUUUUUCAUGAAUGCACUUCCAACCAAUACCGAAGUCAUUCGGCAAGACAGUUUAACCUUCAAUCUUGAACGUAGGGUUAUUCUCCCCGAAAGAGAAAAUGCAAUAUUUGCUGGCUCCUCUCCUUCCGCUUUUGUCGACAAUGUUCAUGCGGGGUUUGAGAGGAGGGACGAUCAUAAGUUUCUACCUCCCACGAUCAACGUUCCUUCUAGCCACAUUGAUUUUUCGCAUACCGAACACGUGGUUCCUUGGGAGGAUCAAGUUGGUAGUCUCUUGGGGUCAAUGAUCGAUCUCUUUAUACAGUACUACAGUUGUAGACAGGAUGGAUGCUGGAAUAAUAAAUACACUCAUGGUAAAAAGCACAGAGGAGAAGCGUGGCAAAUUGUCGCAUACCGUUUCGAAACAUCUAUAACAAUGAAACACACCCAAGAGGCACUGGGAAGCCCUAUAAAUUUGAGAAGGGAAGAUUAUGAGUGGGAUUUGAAUUAUUGGAGCAUAGGAGGGCUUGACAGUCUUGAGCAAAUACGGGCUUUGCGCGAGUCUUUCAAUUCUCGUUCUGAUUCUGGAGCCAGAGGACAUCGUCUUGAAGGUAGAGAAUCUCGUUCUGGAGGGCCACAGUAUCUUUUCGAUGAGAGAGGAUCUCGAUUUAGAGCGGGAGGAUACGGUCUUGAAGGAAUAUCGGAAGAAGGAGAAACCCGCGCUAGGGCAGCGCCAUUUCGCUCCAGAAGACCAGAAAAUCGUACUGAACUGGGAGUGUCUCAAUAUGGAGGUUCAGAAUCUCGCUCUAGGGAGGAUGCAUUUCGUUCUAGGGAGGAUGGAUCUCGUUCUAAAAGGUUGGGACUUCGAGGUCUGUUCAGAAGAACAAGAGGGCAAUGA
Molecule: messenger RNA, 1269 nt
Organism: Botrytis byssoidea
Lineage: Eukaryota; Fungi; Ascomycota; Leotiomycetes; Helotiales; Sclerotiniaceae
Exons: 2
Coding region: 1-1269 (422 amino acids)
Source: RefSeq, a predicted model, not a curated record